AGGAGACAACGCUAAACCGCAUCGGGCGUGCAGAAGAUGACCUCAGUCCUGACGUAAGCGCAUCACAUGCCGGCCGAAAGAACCAAAAGAAAAAAAGAAACAAACGAAAAAAAAAAGAAGGCAAACACGGCAAUUCUUUCUGCGCGUCGCUCUUUCAUCUCUCGUCCUUCAUGCCGACGUGGCUUGCCGCCACUUUCGAUGGCCGUCAAUGACACAUCAUCCCUGGGAGUCCGUCUGAUCAGGGCUUCUUGAUCUUUUACCCCGCCGGACUUUCCAGACUCACCUGAGCUGAGGUUCCCCUCAUAGCCCCCUGGAGGCUGCUGGAUUUUAUUCCUCCCCACCCCUCGUCAGACUUCUCGGAUCGCAUUUCCUGUCACUUUCAACUUCCCAACUGUCCCUGACACCCCGUUCAUGUGAUUCUCUGUGGGCUCUUUCUUUGCGGUCGGAGUUCGAUUUCCCCCGCUUGACACCACUAAAGCCCGCCAUGGGGAACCCUCCUACGAGGAUUAUUAUUGUCAGGCAUGGCGCCCGAUUGGACGCGGCCGACAAGAAUUGGCAUCUGACAUCCCCCACUCCUUACGAUCCUCCUCUUUCCUACGGCGGCUGGCUCCAGUCUCGUACUCUAGGAGCGCAAAUCAUCAAUCUCUUACAGUCGCAGGGGAAUGAGUCACCCCCUGAUGGAACGGACAACCAAGAUUUACCCUCCUUCCGCGCGCAAUCCUCCAAACGAAAGCGACGAGUCAUCAUCCAUUCAUCUCCCUACCUUCGGUGCUUGCAGACCGCCAUCGCUGUGAGCGCGGGCAUCAGCCAACACUACCCGGAGACGGACGUUGAUUUGCCCUUGAAACCAUCUGCGGUGAAGAAUCCAAAGACCCAUACAACGGGCAAAGGCCGAGCCUCGGUCCACGGAUUCAACGCCAGCUCCGCUAUUCCCAGUGCCAUUCCGAAUGAUCACCGCUGCCUGUUGCGCGUGGAUGCGUUUCUGGGAGAAUGGUUGACGUCCAGUUAUUUCGAGGAGAUCUCCCCGCCGCCGAAGUCGGAGAGGAUGGUCACGGCAGCCAAGGCAGAGCUCCUCAGACGCGACAGCAUUGUUCCCGAGGCGGACAUGAACUACACCCGGUCGGCAGUCGGACACUUCCCCGGGGGCUGGGGCAAAGGCGACGGUCCUAUCUUAUCGGACGACACAAAUAAAACGCAGGCGAACCCAGAUGGGCGAAGGAACCGCGCCGCGAGUCAUGAUACGUUGCAAUCCGCCGAUGCGCCGGGCACGCGGAGGAUGCUUAGCAAGAUCAACACAAGCCUCUCCUCCAUUCCGGAUGGUCUUUACACGCCACCUACCCCCAGCUAUGCCAUAUCGCCGUCGGAGCCCAUCCCUACCGGAUAUGUUUCGCAUGCGCGUGAUGCCUGUAUGAGGAUAGAUUAUCAAUGGGAUAGCAUGCGCGAACCCCAGGGCUGGGGCAACGGCGGCGAAUACGAAGAGGAAUGGAGUACAAUGAACGCCCGGUUUGCGGCCGGAUUGGAGCGCAUGGUCUCCUGGUACGCGAACCAUGACCCGUCGAUCCCUUAUAACCGACCCCGGCGUCAUUCCCAAUUCUUGGAUAAUACCGGCGACACAAGUUCGGGAGACGGAGAAGAUUCGAUGGAGACAGUGUUGGUGAUCGUAACUCACGGAGCUGGCUGCAACGCAUUGAUUUCGGCCAUCAAGGGAGAAACAACCCUCGUCAACGUUGGAACCGCUUCCCUCACCAUGGCGACCCUCACAGACAGCGACAGGUCCUCGACCAAGUCGUCCGAUUUCGGUGGACCCGUGAUCCCGCAUGAUGCCAAUGGAGAAAAGUCGGUCUUGCACGACUACAAUCUGCAGAUAAUCGCUUCAACGGAACAUUUGCGACCCGGUGGGAACCCAACCAUGUCCACUGUCUCCUCUCCUACUAGCCUAACAUCUCCGACCGUGCCCUCCUAUCGAAACCGAGUUUCAUCUCGAGCAUCUCUGUCCCAGAGUCCGUUUGGCAUCGGACCAACUCCUACUUCUGGAGGCGGAUCACGCGGUUGGAUGAUGGCGCGACCUUCGACCGCUCCUCGCACGUCCGGUGGCCUCUGGGGCUCGAUCUCGGAAAAAGUCGGAGCAGAUGACUUGAUCCCCAACUUUGACAAUGCCUGGUCCGGGCAGGCUGCGACGAAAGAGAGCGAAGUAAAGAAACCGAAGGAGACAGAAAUGCCUAAACAACUCCCCCAAAGAACUCUUUCACAGCGAGGCCUGUGGGGAAGUGCCCCUUUGAACAAAGAUGCCGAGACCGGCGUAAAACGACGAUGGACAGUAACGGAACGACGCAUAUGAAAAACACUUGCUCUAUACCAUUUCUUCGGGUUUUCAGUUAUCAGGCGAGGCGUUCGGGUUUUUAAAAUGAAACUUCAUGGCUGGCACGAUCAAUGUUGGGUGCCUGGAUCAGGCUCCGACAUGUACAACAAAAAAUACCCAUUGCUUGCAUACCACCAUGACUUGCUAAAUAUCCACUCUACGAUUAGAAAUAGCUAAAUCUCUCAACUGGUUUGAACAUCU
Messenger RNA from Aspergillus steynii IBT 23096, 2560 nucleotides. RefSeq lists its product as uncharacterized. The transcript is spliced from 2 exons. Bases 485 to 2338 code for a protein of 617 amino acids. NCBI's taxonomy places the organism in Eukaryota, Fungi, Ascomycota, Eurotiomycetes, Eurotiales, Aspergillaceae. The record is from RefSeq and is a predicted model, not a curated record.